Molecule: messenger RNA, 1278 nt
Organism: Marchantia polymorpha subsp. ruderalis
Lineage: Eukaryota; Viridiplantae; Streptophyta; Marchantiopsida; Marchantiales; Marchantiaceae
Source: the annotation of a GenBank genome assembly
GUUGGUUCGCUUGUACUUGAGCUCGAUGAGGUCACCGAUGCACAGCAGUUGUCGCUCCACUUUUUGAAACUUCGCGACACGCUGCAGCUACAGGCUGGAAAGCUUACAUGAUGCUCCCUACAUGAGUUCCAUGGGAAGAAAGAGCCAGAAGUAGUGUAUAACUCUCUCGGGUAUAUAAAGAGGCAUUCAGCAUAACAUAAUCGGAACUCAGCGUAGUGAGCGAGUAACCUGCUCCAACAUCGGUCAAAAUCUACACAUCGAAAUCAUUAAGGAAUCAUGGCCACCAUGAAGCUCUUACUUGUCCUGAUGAUGACAACCGUAGUUGCCAUCUGUGCCCGUGACCCCGAGCUCACAACUGACUUCGCCGUCCCAGUAGGAAUGAACGCUUCCAUGAUCACUGGAGAUUUCUUCACAUUCACAGGACUCAGAAACUUCUCUGCUGCUCCAAACACCUUCGGCUCCAAGAAGGUUACGCAUGUCGAAUUCCCCGCUCUCACUGGACUUGGCGUCGGCGUUACCCUCCUCGAGUACAAGCCCAACACUCUGAACCCUCCCCACACUCACCCGCGUGGAUCAGAGCUCAUCUACGUCAUGGCCGGACACUUGGACGUCGGCCUCAUCGACUCUGCCAACAAGCUGUACGCCGCCCAUCUCCAUGAGGGUGACUUGUUCGUGUUCCCUCAGGGUCUUGUUCACUUCCAGAUCAACAUGUCCAAGAAGAAGAGUGUUCUCGCCAUCUCUGCUUUCGGUAGUUCCAACGCCGGCACCAUCUCUUUGCCCAGGAACAUCUUUGGUUCAGGCAUUGAAGACGAGGUCCUCCUCCAGGCUUUCAAAAUCACCUCCGCCGAGUUGAUGAAGUUGAAAGCUCCGUUUAUGCCCACCAUGUAGAUUUACAGUAGUAUCACUGAAGUCUCUAGGUUGAUAUAGUUCGUAGUGCAUGCUCUGUAAUUUCUUACUCGCUGGACAUCUGCUUGAUGAGGAUCAAUUUGAGAAAAUGUUUCCUGAUCAGUUUAAACGUUUAACCAGAGGAGGUUUGGUUCCUGUGAGGGAGUUUCAAAGGAAUGUUGAAUUGGCGUAUGACAUAAACCGUCUUAGCAAGCACUUCCAGGUAGCAUACAUGUUUCACUUAACUCUGUCAUAUGAAUGGACAGACUAAAGUCCACGUUCUAUCAUUUCAACUUCAUUAAAUCUGUCACAACGACGUCCGGGUCACAGCACUUGAAAGCUGGCAUGUUCUGAUGUAUCCACAUCGUACUCUGCAAGCUACAAUAUAGAGUC